GCAGUGUGCUCCAGUCAGUCGCGUGAAGAGCAGGGACCAGGAAUCCUCGCACGCCUGACCGCUAGGCUACUUCCUGGAGGAGGAUGGAACCUUUUUUUAAAUUAGCCUUCGUGCGCUAAUUCCCAUCUUUUCGCUACGAUAACGCCUUGGAUAAUCAAGAAAUAACGGUCACGUGUACUAAUUAUAAUCGGAGCACUUUUUUUCUCUCUCUCCUCCUGACUUGCACACACAUUGAUCGCCCGGGUUGACUCUUUAUACCGACUUGGGGAAUGUCGCGGUCCAAAAGCCUCACGCAUGCAUGGUCGUCCCAAAGUGAUACUGAACUGUUUUUGCACGUUCGCAGCCUUUGUAUAUUCCUCGAAGAAGCAGAUGCAUCGGCUCGGCAUCGGGGCGAAUAAUUUAGCGUUUUAGCGGCGAGUCUCGCAAGCAGCGCAAGGCUACUUCGGUGUUGUUGUUGCAUCCAGCCGUUUAUUCGUGAAGUUAUUCUUCUGCUUUUUUUUUUUAAUCUAUUGCGUUCAAGUGUAUGCUUUUUAUAAACCUCGAAAACUUUGUCACCCGUUGCCUUCUUGUUGCUUCGAUGAGUAAUCUAACAUGCGGAGAAUUCGGGAACCAAGUUACUGGUGGAUCUUAUCCUUCACGUUUUUAACCCUGUCCAAACACACGGAAUGUCACCCUGUGGCACUGGACGGCCAGCCUUACCAUGGUGGACUAGGAGGUUACGAGCACGGGGACGUCAGGAGGGAGAGGAGAGCGGCCGGAGAUGCCUAUUGGGCCUAUUCCAUGAGCCAUGGACCUACAGCUUGGCACGCUGCCUACCCAGAAUGUGGGGAGGGGACCCAAUCCCCGGUGGACAUCAUAGACGAGAACGCUCAGGUUUCCCAGGAGUACCAGGAACUAACUCUUGACAAGUUCAAUGUCGAAUCGUCCAACCAAACUACCAUGAAGAACACAGGAAAGACAGUCGCUGUUCUGCUGAAGAACGACUACUUUGUGCGCGGGGCCGGCCUGCCGGGGCGCUUCAAGGCGGAGAAGAUGGAGUUCCACUGGGGCCAGAACGGCUCAGCGGGCUCCGAACACAGCAUCGCAGGCCGGAGGUUCCCAGUGGAGAUGCAGAUCUACCUGUACAACUCUGACGACUUUGACAGCCUUGGUGCCGCCAUCAGACAAAGACGCAGCAUCGCAGCCAUGGCCGUCUUCUUUCAGCUGGGCCACAAAGACAACCCAGCGGUGGAGCCCAUCAUCCAGGGUCUGAAGGGGGUGGUACAUCACGAGAAGGAGACUGUCCUCCGCUCGUUCAUCCUGCGGGAUCUGCUCCCGUCCUCGCUGGACAGCUACUACCGCUACAAGGGCUCCCUCACCACGCCGCCCUGCAGCAAGGUGGUGGAGUGGAUCCUCUUCUCCAGGCCCGUAUAUCUCUCCCACUUACAGCUGGAGGCCUUCUACUCCAUCUUCACCACGGAGCAACAGGACCACGUCAAGUCGGUGGAGUACCUGAGGAACAACUUCCGGCCGCUGCAGGAGCUGGGCGACCGCGUGGUCUACAAGUCGGCCGUGGAGGACGCGUGGAAGUCGGACGUCACCGCCGGCCUGGGGGCGGGGCCCCACGGCACCGAGGCCUCCAGAGUGUGCAGCACUGCUCCCCUGAGGAUAAAGAUCCAGCCUCUGAACCAGUCGGCUCUGACCCUGAGCUGGGAGCGCCCGGCCGCCCUCUACCACCCGCCCAUCACCAGCUACAUGGUGUCCUACAGCUGGGAGAGGAGCGACCUGGCCAACGAGAACACCUUCACCAAGGCCGCCGACCAGACCAUGAAGGCGGUGAUAUCCAACGUUUCCCCGGACUUCCUGUACCUGUUCAGAGUGCAGGCAGUGUGUCAGCAGGACCUCCGCAGUGACUUCAGCCAGACGCUGCUCUUCAGGGCCAACACCACAAGAAUCUUUGAGGGGUCUCGAAUCGUGAAAACGGGCAUGCCCACAGUGUCCCCGGCGUCCUCGGCGGAUAUGGCCCCCAUCAGCUCCGGCUCCUCCACCUGGACCUCCUCCGGGCUGCCCUUCUCCUUUGUUUCCAUGGCGACGGGCAUGGGGCCGUCGUCAAGCGGCAGCCAGACCACGGUGGCGUCGCUGGUGACCAGCACGCUCCUGGCGGGCCUGGGCUUCGGCGGCGGCGUCAUCUCCUCCCUGCCCGGCUCCCUGUGGCCCACCCAGGCCCCCUCCCACCACACCAGCCCCCCGCCCGCCCGGCCCACUACCCACCCCGCGGCCCCCCAGGGCCCCGACGCCGAGGGCCCCUCAGAGGAGAGCCCGCGGGAGGGGGAGGGGGCGGCGGAGGACAAGGAGAAGGGGAAGGAGGAGGAGGAGGAGGAAGGGGAGGAGGACGACGCCGGCGACGACAAGAAGAAGAAGGGGAAGAAGGCCUCCGACGGCGUCACGGACGAGGGGCUGGCCGUCGCCGUGACGACCGCCGCCACCACCACGCCCGCCACCGUCACCGUCGCCAACAACACGGAGUACGGGAGGCCUUCCACCCGGGGGCCGGGGACGGGGCCUGGGGUGACCCCCAACCCCGAGGAGGAGGAUCAGGUCUCGGGGGAGGCGGGGGAGGACCUGGGGGUGACCCCGACCCAGGGGCCCAGCAGCGACGUCACGGUGAUGCAGAUCCCCCAGAACCCCACCCUGUCCACCAAAGGCCCCUGGGACAACAAGAGCCAGUGGCCCUUCUCCAUCCCCAAGACGACAGACUCCUCCAACCAGUCCCGGAGCCCCGCGCCCGGGAUGGGUCGUGGGGUGUGGAUCAUCCCCCUGGUGGUAGUGUCCACGCUCACCCUGCUGUGCCUGGUGAUGCUGCUGGUGGUGCUGGUCUACUGGAGGCGGUUCUUCCAGACGGCCCACUUCUACGUGGAGGAGACCAGCUCUCCGCGGGUCGUGGCCAAUGAAAACAUCCCGAUCAUCCCCAUACCGGAUGACAUGGAUGCCAUCCCAGUAAAGCAGUUUGUGAAACAUAUCAUGGAGCUCUACUCUAACAACCUGCAGGGCUUCGCCCAACAGUUUGAGGAGGUCCAGCGCUGCACGGCGGACCUGAAAAUCACGGCAGAACAUUCCAAUCACUCCGACAACAAGCACAAGAACCGAUACAUCAACAUCAUGGCCUAUGACCACAGCCGGGUGAAAUUACGAGCGCUGGCAGGCAAAGACGCCAAACACAGUGAUUACAUCAACGCCAACUUUGUGGACGGCUACAACAAACCCAAAGCCUACAUCGCCGCCCAAGGCCCCCUGAAGUCCACCUUCGAGGACUUCUGGCGCAUGGUGUGGGAGCAGAACAGCGGUGUCAUCAUCAUGAUCACCAACCUGGUGGAGAAAGGCAGGAGGAAAUGUGACCAGUACUGGCCCAGCGAGAACAGCGAGCAGUACGGCAACAUCGUGGUGACCCUAAAGAGUACCAAGGUGCACGCCUGCUAUACGCUGCGCCGCUUCCUCAUCCGGAACACCAAAGUCAAGAAGGGGCAGAAGGGAAACCCGAAGGGCAGGCUGAACGAGCGCACGGUGGUCCAGUACCACUACACCCAGUGGCCCGACAUGGGGGUCCCGGAGUACACCCUGCCCGUCCUCACCUUCAUCCACCGCUCCUCGGCCGCCCGCACCCGGGACAUGGGCCCCGUGCUGGUGCACUGCAGCGCCGGUGUCGGGCGGACUGGCACCUACAUCGUCAUCGACAGCAUGCUCCAGCAGAUCAAGGACAAGAGCACAGUCAACGUCCUGGGGUUCCUCAAACACAUCCGAACACAACGCAAUUACCUAGUCCAAACGGAGGAGCAGUACGUCUUCAUCCACGACGCUCUGAUGGAGGCCAUCCUCAUCAAGGAGACGGAGGUCCCCGCCUGCCAGCUACACGCCUACGUCAACGGCAUCCUGAAGCCAGGGGCCACCGGCCGCACGUGCCUGGAGAAGCAGUUCAGACUGUUGUCCCACUGCAACAUGAGGUUUGUGGAGUGCUUCAGUGCGCAGAAGGACUGCAACAAGGAGAAGAACCGCAACUCCUCUGUGGUUCCCUCGGAGCGUGCCAGAGUGGGGCUCUCUCCUCUCCCUGGCAUGAAGGGAACGGAUUACAUUAACGCGUCCUACAUGAUGGGUUACUACAGGAGCAACGAGUUCAUCGUGACCCAGCACCCCUUGCCCCACACCACCACAGACUUCUGGCGCAUGAUCUGGGACCACAACGCCCAGAUAAUCGUCAUGCUGCCUGACAACCAGGGCCUGGCGGAGGAUGAAUUUGUUUACUGGCCAAGUCGAGAAGAGGCCAUGAACUGCCUGGCCUUCACUGUCACGCUCAUUAGCAAAGACAGACUGUGCCUCUCCAACGAGGAGCAGAUCAUCAUUCACGACUUCAUCCUAGAGGCCACUCAGGAUGACUACGUGCUGGAGGUGAGACAUUUCCAGUGCCCCAAGUGGCCCCACCCAGACGCCCCCCUCAGCAGCACCUUCGAGCUCAUCAACGUCAUCAAGGAGGAGGCCAUGACCCGGGACGGGCCCACCAUAGUGCACGAUGAGUACGGCGCGGUGAAUGCCGGGACUAUGUGCGCCCUGAUCACCCUCUCUCAGCAGCUGGAGAGCGAGGGCGCUGUGGACGUCUACCAGGUGGCCAAGAUGAUCAACCUCAUGAGACCCGGGGUGUUCACCGACAUCGAGCAGUACCAGUACCUGUACAAGGCCAUGCUGAGCCUGGUGGGCUCCAGGGAGUGGGAGCCCACCAGCAUCAUGUACAUGGAACCCACCGAAGACAUGGCGCUGGUGGACGUAUCGGACCCGGCCAAGAGCAUGGAGUCUCUGGUCUGAGGAGGCCUCACCACACAGAAGGGCUGCAGGAGAGGCACUCGACUUAUGAAGAAAACAACGGAAAAACUAACUGUCGUCGGACUUCAGGACGGGGGACAAAAAAACUUUUGUGAGGCCUUUUUCGCCAGACUGAAUAACCUUAUUACUUUUUUACAUUGAGGGGGAAAAAAAAAAGUUUUUGGAUAUUUAUUUUUUGUCAUUUCUCUCCUUUUUCUUUUUCGUCUUUGAUGUUAUCCUGCUGAGUGCACCUGUUGUUGUUUUUAAGUUGAAGUGAGGGAAAAGCAGCUCUGUCUAGUUUGCACUACACUAUCAGUGUUACUGCCUGAAUCCAAUCGAGUCACAGUCCACACGACUAACCCCAUAGGCUACGCUCUACGUGUACAUUGUUUGGACUCCAAUUAAUUGUUUUUGGUUUUUCUAACCAGCUGGAUGGCUUAAGUUAAGUGAUAUCGGACACGUUUUCCACACACUUAACCACAGAAGCUUCGUUAAACCGUCAUCCCUUUAUAUAGAUUUCUACCACGCACCAAGUGGUUUACAGCCACAACCGUCAAUAAACUACUUUAGGCUUUUCUACUUCACUCAUCACUGCAGUCUUGUAAUCGUUUUUAUUUCGCUUUUCUGGUCCUUUAACAUCUAAUGUGAGCUUUUAUUCAUUCAUGCUAUGAUUUAUACUCAAUAUAUUCUUUGUAAUAUAUGCUAUGACGUUAAUUGUCUUUGAUGUCCCAUGUAUCUAUACUUACAGACCUUUCACCCACUAUUAUUAUUAUUGCUAUUAUUUAUUUUGAAGACACAAAGUAAUAAUGAAUAGCCUUGAAGGCCUUCAUCUUUAUUUUUUUUACAGCCUCGUCGAAACACAGCCAUUGUGAUUCAAUUGUAGUCAAUGUGAUUCGGUUGUGGUCACCACUUCUGUUCUUAUUUACCCAAUUACUUAGCAAUGCAUUAUUUGUAUCCAAAGAAAUGGUUUCAAAUCCUAACCAGAUUUUUUGUUUUAUUUCAUCUUUGACAUUUUUCUCAUUUAAGAGUGGAGGGAAAAUCGAUUCGGCUUCAUACAGCUAAGAUUCCUCCAGACAAUUUAGGCAGGUUUCUGUCUACUUAACAAGCCACCAUCGAUCGCUGUACAUCAAUGUUUUAUAUAUAAACUUUACAAUUUUGUUUCAUCCAGGCUUAUAUAUCGUCUGUGUGUGCGGACUCUUUAUUAUGAAAAAAAACAACAAUAACUCCAACCAUCAAAAGCUAUUUUCCUUCAUUGAUUGAUAUAUCUAUAUCUAUAUAUAUAAAUAUAUACACUCUCUAGAGUGUAUUUUCUACGUUCAGUUAUCUGCUUAAACCCACUUCUCUACCAAAGAGGAGGUUGCCAACUCAAGUGAAAUCUCUCCAACAUUUGGAGAUGCGUCCAGAUUUCAGAUUAUUUAGCUCAAUAAUGAACUGUUCUCUGUGACAAUUGUUCCUUUUUUUGUUUGUCUGGUUUUUGCCGUUUUAGCUUUUUUCUUUCACUUUUCUUGUUUUACAAGAUUUCUCACCGUUUGAUAUUCCUAUGCUACUUAACAGUAUGUAUAGACUUGUUUUGUAAGCCAUGCGCACAUAUAUUAAAAAAGAACAAACUUAAACGUUUAAAUAUAUUCUUCAUUGUCAUAGAAUCCUAUAUUUUCAUAUAAAAAUUGGUCAGCAAAUUGGCCCUAGAAAUGGAAAGACAUUUGAGUAAAAAAAUAGUAAGACUCAACCCAGAGCUAAAUUCACUAUUCUGAAACGUGUCUUUCCUUCUAAGGUUCAUACUGGUAUUAUUUAAAAGGUCUGGAUAUUCCCAAUAUAAAAAAAGUUACUACCGCAUUUUAGUCAGGUUGGCAGUUGGUGUAUUUUGUAAGUCAAAAAAAUGAACAACAAAUGGUUUUGCCCAUUAUAUGAUGGUAUCAUAGUGUUGUAAUGCUAUGAUACUGUGAUAUACCGUAUAAUAGUGUCAUGGUGUUAUUUAAUACGGAAAGUGUAUUGUUAUACAUUAAAUAAAGUAUGGUGGGUUUUGAUGUGAUGUAUCCUGAUAUAAAACGAUUGCAGAUUGAGUUCUAUUUGGUGAAGCCUGAAUACAAUCCCAUUGGACAUUCAUUGUUGAGGCUGUUCCAGUGGUCAAUGGUUUCCCUCUGGAUUUAUGCUAGCAUAUCUAUAUAGGACACAUUAGGGACAUGUACAAAUGGGACACGUACAGUAAUUUUAUUUAGAGGCAACAGCUCUUGCAUAUUACAACUGUUGGCUUUCAUAAGGCAAAAAGCAAGAAUGAAUCCACCAGCGAAUUGACACAGAAAACAGAAAGCGGUUUGGAGAGGGUGGGGCAGACCACGGGCAUGCAGCGAUGGCUCAGAAUGCAAUGUACAGCAUUAGAGAUAUAUACAGAACAACAGUGUGACCCAAACAAAAUGCCAGACAUCUCAUUCUACACAGUUUACAGAACAAAGACGAACCCAGCUCCAUUUUUUUUCUUAAUUAUUCUUUUAAAUAAAAAAGGUAACCAUUUCAGCUUUUUUUUUUUCAUCUCGUAAAAGUGCAACUCAAUUUAAAAUAGAGCCUCGUUUCAAGAGGCCAUUUUGAUGUUUGAAAAAAAGCAAAGAAAAAUAGAAUCUCCCGAGUUAUCAAAACAGAGCAUUGAGAAUAUUGCAUCUCUAGAAUAUAUAGCCACUCAGGUGAGGCCAGGUAGUCCUACUCCUGUGAGGUGACGUCACACACAGCGUCGACGAGGAGCGGGAAACGCACGUCUUUACUGUCGAUGUUGAUAACAGUGGAGUGGACGACGAGAACCCAAACCGAAGAAAACAACCGAAAAUAACGUUUUUUUUGACACCCCGAUUAAUAGCCAUAAAACUUAAACACAGACGGGUUUGUUUGCAGUUCGUAGCAAGUUGGCAUUCACUUAAAAACAGACGACAUAUAAGAGGGUCCACACACUCGUCACGACAAUGUAGGCUACCAUUAAUGAAUGUAGAGUACGACAAAGAAGCGCCAUAUACGAUUGCGUUGGACAGGGACACACCUAUUAAUCUCACUCAACAUCGUCAAACAAAUGGUACUCCAUAUUGCUUAGUAACACAGAAAUGAAUUAAGAAAUCAAAGAUGGGUUUCGCUAUCUUUAUCAUGACACAGCUAAACUGUCGAUCAUGGUCUUUUUUUUAAACAUUUUUAUUUAUAUUUUCCUCAGUA
This is a messenger RNA of Gadus chalcogrammus (walleye pollock), 8016 nucleotides long. Its product is annotated as receptor-type tyrosine-protein phosphatase gamma-like. The record is from RefSeq and is a predicted model, not a curated record. The transcript is spliced from 29 exons. NCBI's taxonomy places the organism in Eukaryota, Metazoa, Chordata, Actinopteri, Gadiformes, Gadidae. Gene Ontology annotation, molecular function: protein binding; protein tyrosine phosphatase activity. Gene Ontology annotation, biological process: protein dephosphorylation. Bases 592 to 4830 code for a protein of 1412 amino acids.